Aspergillus nidulans FGSC A4 is the source of this 1184-nucleotide messenger RNA. Its product is annotated as protein abnD. Gene Ontology annotation, biological process: carbohydrate metabolic process; arabinan catabolic process. The transcript is spliced from 6 exons. NCBI's taxonomy places the organism in Eukaryota, Fungi, Ascomycota, Eurotiomycetes, Eurotiales, Aspergillaceae. Gene Ontology annotation, cellular component: plasma membrane. Gene Ontology annotation, molecular function: hydrolase activity, hydrolyzing O-glycosyl compounds; arabinan endo-1,5-alpha-L-arabinosidase activity. The coding region runs from base 24 to 1184 and encodes 386 amino acids. The record is from RefSeq and is a predicted model, not a curated record.
CCUAUAGAACCCUCAUACUGCCAAUGGUCCAUAUCACCCUGCCUGGGCUGCUUCUCUGCCUCUGCCUCUAUCUAUCUGUCGCUCCCGCCAAUCCGCUAAACGCCCACGCCCGCGUUUCUGACACGACCGCCUUCCCGCUCCCCAACGAGGGCCAUGUCGUUGCCCACGAUCCCAGCAUCGUCCGCCACCACGAGCACUUUUAUCUCUUCAAGGGCGGGAUUCAUAUUCCCGUAUUCCGUGCUUCGAAUCUGUCAGGGCCAUGGGAACGACUCGGCACAGUGCUGAACGGGCCCAGCCUGGUCCAGAAACAGAACCAGCGGCGGCCAUGGGCGCCCAUGGUAACGCAGUGGAAGAACCGGUUUUACUGCUUCUACUCGAUCAGCCAGAAUGGGAAGCGCAAUAGCGCCAUCGGAGUCGCAUCGAGCGAUUCCGUAGAACCGGGCGGCUGGACCGAUCACGGGCCGCUGAUUAAUACGGGACAUGGGCCGGGGUCGGGGGUAUACCCGUUCAAUGUAUCGAAUGCGAUCGAUCCGGCGUUCUUCGCCGAUCCCAUCACGGGACAGCCAUAUCUGCAGUAUGGGAGCUAUUGGAAGGGGAUUUUCCAGGUGCCGCUAGCGGAGGACUUGCUGUCGGUUGAGAAUGCCACGCAUCCGAACACGGACCAUCUUGUUUUUCUGCCGAAGAAGAAGCCGAAGCCGAACGAGGGGGUUUUUAUGAGCUACCGGGCUCCGUAUUAUUAUGCUUGGUUUAGUCACGGGCAGUGCUGCCAUUUCAAGACGCAGGGGUUCCCGAAGGAGGGCAAUGAAUAUAGCAUUCGUGUCGGGAGGUCAACGAGCGUUCAUGGGCCGUUCGUUGAUCGUGACAACAAAGAUCUACUUAACGGAGGCGGCUCUGUAGUAUACGGAUCGAACCACGGGAAGGUCUAUGCUCCCGGUGGGCUGGGCGUCCUGCCUGGGGCCAACGGUGAGCCUGACGUGCUGUACUAUCAUUAUCACAAUGCCAGUAUCGGCUUCGCCCAGGGUUCAUCGCAGGAUGCACGAUUAGGCUGGAAUUAUCUUGACUAUGUCGACGGAUGGCCUGUCCCGAGAGCCCCUUCAAAUCCCGGCAACAGCCUCCAGCCCCCUUCGUCUGUCUCUCUCCAGAUCGUCGCAUUCCUGUGUUUGGUGAUUCUGUUCACUUUAUGA